This is a messenger RNA of Musa acuminata subsp. malaccensis (wild Malaysian banana), 1527 nucleotides long. The record is from RefSeq and is a predicted model, not a curated record. Lineage: Eukaryota; Viridiplantae; Streptophyta; Magnoliopsida; Zingiberales; Musaceae.
AGAGAGAGAGAGAGAGAGAGAGAGAGAGAGACAGUGAUGGAGACCAUUGAAUCAGGUAUGGUGGUUCCGGCCGAGGAGACCCCGACACACAGCAUCUGGCUCUCCAACCUGGACCUACUGGUGGCUCGCUCCCACACCCCCACCGUCUACUUCUACCCCCCCAGCGCCGCCCGACCGAUCGGAGGCUUCUCCUUCGCCGUAGAAGCGCUGAAGGCGGCGCUGGCCAAGGUUCUGGUGCCGUUCUACCCCCUGGCCGGCCGGCUCGGGCUGGACCUAGCCGGCAGGGUCGAGAUCCAGUGCACCGGGGAGGGCGCCCUCUUCAUGGUCGCCCGGUCCGCCUCCGCCAUGGACGACGUCCUUGACGACUUCGCUCCUUCGGAUACGAUAAGGCAGAUGCUGGUGCCAUCCGUGGAGUCCGGCAACGCUCCUUGCCCCCUUGUCAUGGUUCAGAUGAUCCUCUUCAAGUGCGGUGGCGUGUGCUUGGGCGUAGCAGUGCAUCACACUGCCGCCGACGGGCUCGGCGCGCUUCACUUCGUCAAUUCAUGGUCCGACAUCGCCCGAGGCAUCAACGUCUCUGCCCCUCCCUCCCUCGACCGAACCCUCCUCCGUGCCCGGUCACCGCCGACCGUCCUCUUCGACCACGUCGAGUACAUUCAAAAGUCAGCAGCCAAGCCGUCCACCGGCAAGGCCCCUUUCGAUACCGCCAUUCUUAAGCUAUCGAAAGAACAGCUACAUCUCCUCAAGGGCAGCGGAGGCGGAAAGAAAGGUCUCUCCACCUUCAAAGCAGUGACGGCUCACGUAUGGCGGUCAGCAUGCAAAGCGCGCAAGCUCGGGGGCGACCAAGAGACGAGGCUCUACAUGACGGCUGACGCACGUACCCGCGUCAAGCCGCCGCUUCCCGCAGGCUUUGUGGGCAAUGGCAUCUUUAGAACAUCGGCGGUUGCAAAAGUCGGGGAGAUCCUGUCCAAUUCGCUGGAGUUCGGGGCCGACAAGAUCAACGACGCAACUGUUCGACUAAAUGACGACUACAUAAGGUCGCUGAUAGACUACUUGGAGCUGCAACGAGACGUGAGAGGCCUGCAGAAGGGCUCAUGGGUGAUUCCCGGCACCGAUCUCUGGGUGAUCAGCUGGCUGGGGCUGCCUAUAUAUGAGGCUGACUUCGGGUGGGGGAAGCCGGCGAUCAUGGUGCGCGCGACGCUGCAGUUCAGUGGAUUGGUGUACAUCAUGCACGACUCCGGCGUGGAGGGGGGGCUGUCGCUGGCGGUGGCCAUGGAGCCGGAGAACAUGCCGCUGUUCAAGCAAGUAUUCUACGAGGAACUUGAGGCUCUGAAGCAAUCUUAGGCAUGAUUCUUUUCAUCAGCUUUGAUUUCUUGGUGUUCUGUUUGAAUUUAGAGUGUCAGAAUCCGAUUAAGUAGAGCUUCCAUUCAAAUAAGGCCAUCUGCAACUCGAGCAUUUCUUCUGUGUUGUCGCUUGAAAGCUUGAGUGAAUCAAUGUCUGUAGUAGUGUCCUUAACUCCUUUCAUCGCUA